This is a messenger RNA of Linum trigynum, 3120 nucleotides long. The record is from the annotation of a GenBank genome assembly. NCBI's taxonomy places the organism in Eukaryota, Viridiplantae, Streptophyta, Magnoliopsida, Malpighiales, Linaceae.
GUAGAAACGAAAUUGUAUGCCUUUGGUGGUGCCGCUUGCCAAACCGAACCCGAAGGCUGUAGUCCGUAUCCGCUCGAUUUAUAUGUCUGCGCUCUGCCAUUGAAUCCCGAAAACUUCGAAUCGCUCUUGUUCGUCGAACACACAAACAAACUGAAGGGACCCAAGAAUUAUUUCAUUCAUGUUCCCUACAAGUAGAGGAGCUUAUUAUGUUGGCUCAGUUUUAUCAUCCCUUCCCUGACGAUCCGGUUUAUAUGUCUCAGCAUCCGCCUCCAGCUCCUUGUGAGGUUUUGUAUCUCAGUGAUCUUAGUGUGGAGACUGUUGACGUCCCAUUUUGGGACUGCAAUUCGGGUCGAGAUAGCUAUCCUAGCUUCCAUGGCCAUGUGGUUGCAGGGGAUGUACUGUAUGUUGUUGUGUCACGCUGUUUGUAUGGUCUUGACAUGGUAAAUCUAGAGUGGAGCAUCAUUGAUGAUCGUGGUAGGUCUGCAUCCUUAUCGUUGAUGAUGUACCAGGUGAGUUUCUUUCGUAAUUCGAACUGCUCGAGUGUUGUUCGUGGUGGCAAAUCUUUUCUGGUGAAAAUGGUAUCUGAUCUGGAGGAAUCCCUUUUUCUUAAGGAAGACAGGGAUAGUGUGGUGGAGCUGGAUGAUCUAUCUGAAUUUGUGCGUAAGGAAACCAAGGAUUACUUCAUCAAUGGUUUAGCGGUUGUCCCAUUUGGAAAUGAUGGUGAUGAAAACUCUAACGUGUUCUGUAUCUUUAUGUGGUAUAGAAACUAUGAGGGCAGAUGUGAUGAUUUGUUCAGGAUUUGUAGGAUUACAGUGGUUGACAAUGGGGCUCUGGUACUGCUGCAUGCCCACUUACCCGUCACGGUCCGUCCCGUUCCUGAGGGUCGGGACGGAUCCGUUUCUCUAUAGGAUCAAUUUAGGGACAGGUCGGGUCAACUUAUGGACGAGUCACUUUUUGACCCUGUGACCCUUGACAACAACAAAUAUCCCAUACCAAAUUGGACCUCUUUGUAAAAGUUUUCAAAGUUUAGGUUCUAAAUUGCAAAAAUAAAAAAUUUUGGGUACCAAAAUGUAAUUUUACCAUCAAAAUUUAUGGACUUAUUUGUCCGAAAUAAAUUUUAGGUACUAAAUUGUAUGAAAGAAUAAUUUUGUGUACCAAAAUGUAAUUUUUAAAAAAAGUAGUGUAUAAAUUAGGGUCGACUCACUGAUCCGACCCGUCCUAUCCCUUGAGGGUCAGACGGGGUCAAGAAGGAGACAGGGACAGGACUGGACAGGACAGUUAUACAUCUUGACCCUUCAGGGACGGUCAGACAGGGUUAGAGACGGGUCGGGACAAUUUUCAGCCCUAGGCUGAAUGCACAAACUACCACUACAAGAAGAUGUUUGAUGGCAAGCCUAAAGAUUUGCGUCCAAAGGAGGGUUGGAGAAAGCUAAGAUAUUGGCUAGAUGAAUGGAAAUCUGGGUUUCCCAGUUGCAGCAUUUUUUGUUUGAACACCUUCUCUUCGCUACAAUAAAAGUGGUCUAUGACAAGGGUUGUUUUGGUCUAUAGCAAGGAUUUAAACCCCUGCUACAAGAUCUUGCAAGAGUUUUCCAACCUUUGGACAAAUCUUUGGCAAAGCUGCCCUUACUACGUGUAGCAAGGAUUUUGAGUGAUCCUUGGUGGAAGUCCUAUGCAGGGGUUCUACCAAUGAUUUUGAACCAUUGCUACAUUAUCAUGUGUUUAAAACCCUUGUUGUACAUCACUAAAAUUAAAAUGGAUUAUAGACGCAUAACUAACAUUUAGCAAGGGUCUAUAAUUUGUUAACAUUAAAGCAAACUAUAAUUUUCUCGUGACGCAUAACUAACAUUUAGCAAGGGUCUAUAAUUUGUUAACAUUAAAGCAAACUAUAAUUUUCUCGUCACUAAAUAUAUCGUCGCUAAACAUAUCUCGCCGCUAAUAUGCAGCCAAAUUGCAUCUUCCACGACAACAAUCUUGUUACUAAAGUGAAGACAUUAUCGUCGCUAAAUGUCCAAUAUUCCCGUCACUAUAUGUGAACCCAAAUUUGACUGAUGGCUCUGUUUGUCAACUGUAUGUAAUGUAACAAGGUCACAUAACUUGAGAUAGCAAAAAGAAGCAUAUAUUAGCCGGCUAAACUCAUAACACGACCAUACAUGCAUACACUGAUCAAGUAACUGAUUAGUGUAUAUUGAAAAGUUAGGCGGAAUAAAAAAAAAUUAAUGACGUUCGGAUUUUGGAGCACAAAGUUACGGCCGCCCAAAGUUUGACGAAAUCAAAAAAAGGCUCGUUCGGGGUAGCAAAUGACGUUUUUUCGAGACGAAGGCGGGACCAAACCGCCUACGGCUGUUUGCGGCUUGCAAGAUCUCGAAAAUUUAUUCGGAUUCAAAAAAAAAUCGCUAUGAUCGGAUACCCGAGUGCAAAGUUAUGUUCGUUUAAAGUUUCGGCCGAAGUUAGGAGUUGAUCGAAAAAAAAUAAUUUGGACCAAACCGCUGGGUGGGGUGGCGGUUUUUGAAAAAGGUGGUAUUUUUGGAAUUUUUUGGGGUUGGGUGGUAUUUUUGGAAUUUUUUUUUAAACAGUGGUACUUUUGGAUUUUUUCCGAAAAGGGUCGUAUGGUAUAUAAUAUCAGAAAGCAAGUGAAUAUCAUCCAUGGUUAUCUACUUGAUUUCAUAGACAAUUCAUUCAUCCCUCAACCACAUACUGGUCUUCCCUUUCAAAUCAUUUGAUGAAUACAUACAGAUAGCUAUACCUUCCUUUCUCUGGGGAUCCACACGAACGCUUUUUGUUUGGUGCACAGAGGUAGCAAGCAGCUGCUAUAUAGAAAGCGAAAGAGAGAACUAUGGGUGCUUUAUAUUUGUAUCUACACAAACAAACUCAGAUGCUGAAUGAAGGGAUACAUAAGAAGAAGAAGAAGAAGAAGAAGAAGAAGAAGAAGAAGAAGAAGAAGAAGAAAGGUUGUACCUCAUCGUCAUCAUAAUUAAACAAGAAAAGGGGGGAAACUAGGACGAAGUGUCACUCUUCCAGACCCAAGCACCCAUCCAUCCCCACAACAAACAAUAGAAAAGUUCAUGAUAGGAAAGGGAAAGACUACUCACUUAUGAAACGAAAGAAAGAAAGAAAGAUGGA